This is a messenger RNA of Patiria miniata (bat star), 1404 nucleotides long. RefSeq names its product putative nuclease HARBI1. The record is from RefSeq and is a predicted model, not a curated record. The coding region runs from base 136 to 852 and encodes 238 amino acids. The transcript is spliced from 4 exons. Lineage: Eukaryota; Metazoa; Echinodermata; Asteroidea; Valvatida; Asterinidae.
UUGAAGCCUUUUUAAAGAUGUAUUUAAAAACGUUUCACGCUUAAAGUGUGUGUUAGAUAAUGUAAUAAUAAUCAAAUAUUCACUUGCAAAUUUGAUUUUCUAUUGUCACAGCGUAGCAAUGCAAUCUCAGCGCAGAUGCAGCUUUUGACGGCCCUUAGAUUUUUUGCCACUGGCUCCUUUUACACCAUGCACGGAGACCUUCAUGACAUGAGUGCACCAUCAGUGAGCAGGAUAAUCCAUCGAGUCUGUAGAGCCAUCAAUAGAGAAGCCAACAGAGUCAUCAAGUUUCCUGUGCGCCAACAAGAUGUGAACAGAGCCCAACGCGACUUCUUUGCCAUCGCCGGCUUUCCUCAAGUUGUUGGAGCUGUUGAUGGGAGUCACAUCCGUUUGUAUGGUGCCCCUCUAAUGGAUGACGAGCACCUAUAUGUUAACCGGAAAGGCUGGCACAGCAUCAACAUUCAAGUCAUCUGUGAUGCUAACUACCUGAUCACAAAUGUUGUCGCCAGGUGGCCAGGCAGUACACACGACAGUGCCAUUAUCCACGGCAGUGUCAUUGGUGACAUGUUUAGUGAUGGCAGGCUGCAAGGUAUGCUCAUAGGUGAUUCAGCAUAUGCCCUCAGACCGUGGCUGAUGACACCAAUUGAGAACCCCAUAACAGACGCUGAAAGAAAUUAUAACAGGUGUCACAGAAGAACAAGGGUCAAGGUGGAGCAAACGUUCGGUCAACUAAAGCGGAAAUUUCCAUGCCUGGCACUUGGUCUCAGGGUAUCACCCAGUAGAGCAUGUCAAAUCAUCAAGGCUUGCUGCAUUCUGCACAAUCUAGCCAAGAUCAUGGGUCAAUCUAGUCAGUGAGCAGUUUGCAGCAGUUUCUUCUUCAUUUUCUGUAAUCUGUUUUUAUUGGAUGCAAAUAGGAUGGGCAAGUAAGAGCAAGAAAAUCAGCAUGGGCAAAAAGAACAGGUUAUCGUUACCCCCCCCCCCUCCAAUUUUGGUGACAUGUAAAGACACACAACUAUUUAACAAACAAUUGGAAAUUAGUUCACAGUAACUAUUUAUUGUGCUUCUUUGAAUAAAAACAUACAGUUCAAUAAUGUAUGGCUCUCUUCCAAAUGUACAAUAUAAAUAAAAACGCAGGAGUACUCUUUAUUCACACUUUUUACUCUCUUCAAACUAAGAUUUUAAGCAUCCUCUUGAAUAAUAUAUCUUGAAAAAAUAUUAUCUAGUGUGCAUGAGAUGAAGCAGGUUUCUUGCACUUCGUUUUUUUUUUUUUGUCUUUGAUAACUACUUUUCCAAACAAACAAAAAAGGCCCAGAAUCGGUGAUAUCCCCUGGAACAGUGUGAGUAACUUAGAAUUUGCAAUAUUUUUUUUAUAUGUAUGUUAAAGUUAAGGUUGAGUUAAAAAAAUAU